AUGCAUACAGCACUGCAUGCCAACAAAAUUCUUCGGCAGCAUAUGUUGUAUGUUAGUGCACCAUUGGUAGUGGAGGGGAUAGGUGGGAAUGUCGCAGCCACGGCGUUGCAGGGCGGGGCGCGUGGUACUGCUGUUAACUCAGAGCAACAUAAGUUUUCACGCCCCAUUCUUGUGGACGCGAAAAACUAUUCGGUACAACAUGCAUCCAAACACCUUGAAGCUGUUGAGAAAAGUGGUUCUGUAAAAGAUUUGGAAAUUCUGCGAGAAGCCCUUAUUGUUUGCUGCAGCUCUACUCAAAGAUUUCCUUUGCCACAAGUGACAUUAGCGGAAUUACUUCGUAUAUUUCACGAACAUAUGCAGUAUCACCUAGAUCUUGAGGGUCUUCUUGCAGGCGAUUACAUUCUCAACUCAUUCUCUCUUUUUUUUGCCUGUGACCGCCAGGAGGCUUUUCAACGGUACACAAUGCCGCUUGUAGAGCUUGGUAUAUUGCGGCCCAUCGACGCAAACUACCGUAACUUGGGAAAAUUUGAAGCUGCACGUUUUUUUUACCGACCGCCUUGUUUGUCAGAUUUGCACUUACUGCCUUUUCGUGAGUCACUUUCACGAUUCAUAUGUAUUUUUUGCCAUAAAUCUUGCAUUGAAGGAGGCAAUGAGCUUAUCUACGUGAGUCACUCACGUUGGAUGUUUGGUCCACAACCUAGUGCUCCUGAUGCGAAGGAUUCCCUGUCUUCUCCCUUCAGUCCAUUUCCAGAGGCCCUUCGUCGGGGAUUUCUUGGACCUCUCAUGCAGUUUGUAACAUCUUUUUGCAUUGACGAUUGUAAAGUGCACGAUGCGUGGGGUAGUGACUGCUGUAUUGUGCGUCUUGAUGGCGUGAAGGUAGCGCUAGUUUUGCUAUCACUAAAUAACACAUCCCUCACUGUAUUGAACCCGGAGGAGAAUAACUUGGAUCGGUGUGAUUGCCCAACGACAGUUUUAUUUGGUUUUCCCGAAGGGGUGCCAGAUGCAAAGAUUCGCUUGGCUUUGCAAUGCAUGUUUGAUGUGGUUGAAAUGCGAGAGGGGCCCCGCGUGGAUUUUGGUGUUGUUUUUGGUCAGUCGCCAGAUGAGUUUCGACGGUGGUGUCGGUCAAUUGGAAAUAAAUUUUUUUACAUGACAAGUGACCUGUUCUUCAAUCCUCAAGGUUCUAGCUGCAUGUCGUCUUUACGGCCUGAUUGGGAGCUGAUUUCUUUGCCAGGAACUGAGAAAAGCCGAUAUGAAAGGAACGAGCGUGGAUUUACGUCAUACGAACCACAUAUUCUCAAUCCUCUUCUGCGAGCCGCUCCACUAUCGAGCCGGGCUUUUGCAUUAGCGCUAGAUCUUCGCUCUUGUUUUGAGAGAGCCAUUUCAGCGAAGAGAACACUUGGGGGGUGCUUUGCAAUGGUACUUCUGGUGGGCGUGCGGGUGAUUCUUAGUGACUGUCAUCCCUAUCUAACGUCACUGCUUAGAGCAGAGGCACGACUUGAUAAUUUCGCCUUAGACCCGGAUCUCCAGCUUCCAUCGAGUCCUUUAGCGGACGAGACGUUUGGUGGUAGAGAUGAAACAGUAAAUUUUUCCUCUCUUUGGAGCCGUGUAGUUUGCUCAAAUUUCCGCGGAUCUACUCUGCGUCUUGCUUGGCGAUACCUUCCAGCCCACGUCGUUCGUCUUACGCAAAAUGAGACAGAGGGAAUGGAUACAAACGGACUUUUUUAUCGUUUGGCUUCUGUGUCAACGGGGGAUGUGACGCUGGUUAUGCUUAUUGGGAGUGGAAGAAGAUUUUCUGUUCUUGAAGGAACAGAGGUCGAUGAGGUGUGGGGCGAACUGGAGGACGUUUGCCUACGGGAACUGUCGGAGCGGGAACACGAGAUGAUGAUUCUUUCUUCGGCUGUCGCGGAGUGUGAACCACCGCAGCGUUUCUUGGACGGUGAUUCACGCGAGUGGGAUGCUCUUUGUGUUUCUCACGAUCUUACCACAGGGGCGCUUAGGUUGCUGGGUCAGCGUGGCGGCGUUUUGGCACUGGAUAAUAUUGCCUUGGAGCCACUUUUUUCAAAUGGGAUGUUGCACACGCAAUCGUUGCUUGGGCGCCCUUUUUGCCCGCCGCAACGUUAUGACGACGACGCGAUGGCCACAUAUUUUGCGUUUGCCGAACUUCCCGUCACACGUGUCGUGUUAGGCCGUACUGCAUUUGGAGGUGGUAGGGACCGGCGAUCAGCUGGUGCUCUGUACUCUUGUCAACGUGGGGGGCAGGAACUUUUUUUUGCUGAAAACAAACACUCCACUUUUUGUUCUGUAGAGGACAAUUUCUUUUUUUUUAUUGCUUCUCAAAUGGGCGACGGGGAAGUCACAAUAUGA
Messenger RNA from Trypanosoma cruzi, 2364 nucleotides. RefSeq lists its product as uncharacterized. The coding region runs from base 1 to 2364 and encodes 787 amino acids. The record is from RefSeq and is a predicted model, not a curated record. NCBI's taxonomy places the organism in Eukaryota, Euglenozoa, Kinetoplastea, Trypanosomatida, Trypanosomatidae. The transcript has a single exon.